Messenger RNA from Vespula pensylvanica (western yellowjacket), 592 nucleotides. RefSeq lists its product as uncharacterized. The record is from RefSeq and is a predicted model, not a curated record. Lineage: Eukaryota; Metazoa; Arthropoda; Insecta; Hymenoptera; Vespidae. The coding region runs from base 16 to 570 and encodes 184 amino acids. The transcript is spliced from 3 exons.
GUAUCACGAACGAGUAUGCUGCAGAUAAAACCUGCUGUUCAACACGAAGUCGGACCUUCGAUGGUUUUCUAUAAAAGAGGAGGCAACGAAACGACAUCGAAACAAACGUACGAAAUGUUUCGUUCAUCCUUCCUCGUCUCUCUGUUCCUCGUCGGACUCGUUUUUUCGACGAUCGUUUCGGCGAUCGACGUUUCAAAAACGAAGAAAACGGAUAUCAGCUUGAACGAAAACGACGUUGUGCCGAAAACUCAACUGAAACAAUUAGUACCAUCAGCUGAUCGUUCAACGACGUUCGUCGGAGAUGUUUCUGCAGGUGGUAGAUAUCCAAACGAAGUUGUCUACAGGAGAAUUCUACAAUUCGAUAAUCCAACAGGAGGAAUCCAUAGUUUUUCGAUGACUUUGAGCGUACCGAAUGGUAUUAUCAACUACGUGAAUAUCAUGAAUAAUCAGGGCAGCUAUGCAGUUGCCUGCAUCGACGAAUCAACACUCGAAUCAUCCAAAGUCAUCGUACAUUAUCGCAUACCAGCCAGCAGUACUUCGUAUUUGAUGCUCAUAGUCGCGGCUCAUUAAAACUUUUAAUUAAAUUGAUUUA